This is a messenger RNA of Fusarium keratoplasticum, 1224 nucleotides long. Its product is annotated as Palmitoyltransferase. Gene Ontology annotation, cellular component: Golgi apparatus; endoplasmic reticulum. Lineage: Eukaryota; Fungi; Ascomycota; Sordariomycetes; Hypocreales; Nectriaceae. Gene Ontology annotation, biological process: peptidyl-L-cysteine S-palmitoylation; protein targeting to membrane. Bases 1 to 1224 code for a protein of 407 amino acids. Gene Ontology annotation, molecular function: protein-cysteine S-palmitoyltransferase activity. The transcript is spliced from 3 exons. The record is from RefSeq and is a predicted model, not a curated record.
AUGAGCUCGUUCAAAACCAUCGUGUUGUUGAUUCUUUUCAUCUCUUUCAUGGUCUUUGUGGCCUUUUUUGGAAGAUUACCUGCUCUAAGGCGAACUCCAAUAGCCUUUCUAUACAAGGUGAUAUGGGUUUACAUCCCCAAUGGCGUUCUGGGGAUGGACAAUAUCCUCACUGGAGGGAGGGUAUCCAAAUAUUUAUCACGGUUUGGUAACUAUAUGGUGCACGAGAGGCACUGGACUGUUGUGAUCUUCUUCUUGCUCAUCAUGAGCAUUGGCGAGUACAUGUACCUUCCUGAAGCUUGGUCCAAGAUUGGAACUUUUUCCAAGUUUACUGUCGCCAUAACCGUCUUCCUCCCUUACCUGUUUCUCUAUCUUGCGUGCGCCGCCGACCCCGGCUACAUCACGCCUGAGAACCAUGAGUACUACCUCUCUCUCUACCCUUACGACCAUACCCUGUUCCAUCCUGGACACGUCUGCCGGACCUGCAAGCUUCUUAAGCCUGCUCGAUCCAAGCACUGCAACCUCUGCAAGCGUUGCGUAGCCAAGGCUGAUCACCACUGCGUCUUUAUCAACUCAUGCGUCGGCUAUGGGAAUCAGCACUACUUUGUGCUCUUGCUCGCAUCCACUGCCCUUCUAUGUACAUACGGUGGUGUUCUUGGGUUAUCGAUCAUCACAGCGAGAAUACCCAGAUGGAGCCCUCACUGGUCUUGGUGGAAGCCCAAAAGCAUGGACUGGACAGAGUACGUGGCUGCUUGGGGAUGGGCGAUCCAAGACAACGUCAACAUGGGCGCCACAGCCCUCCUCGCCAUCCUCACGGCUCCUCUCGUCUGGGGUCUUCUUCUCUACACGAUCUAUCUCAUUUGGAGCGGUACCACCACAAACGAGACACUCAAGUGGUCAGAGUGGAAGGAGGACAUGCAGGACGGCUACGCGUUCCGCCGCUCUAUGCCAGCCAAUCGACGAAAGAAUGAACGUGUCGAGCCUCGCUAUACUCGCUGGCCCGUUGAGACGGAGCAGAUCCUCAUCACCACGCAAGACGGACGACCUCCGAAGGACGACGCCCCGAUUCCUGGAGAAGGACCUUGGGAGAGAGUCUGGGGUCUCGGCCAUGUCGAGAAUCUUUACGACAUGGGAUUCUGGGAUAACUUGGUCGACGUCUUUGUGGCAGACUAUGCGUUUGGUCAGAGUUCUGACGACCUCAAUGUCGAGAGGCGUCGCCGGCGAUGA